Molecule: messenger RNA, 3077 nt
Organism: Rhinichthys klamathensis goyatoka
Lineage: Eukaryota; Metazoa; Chordata; Actinopteri; Cypriniformes; Leuciscidae
Gene: eif4g2b
Product: eukaryotic translation initiation factor 4, gamma 2b
Exons: 22
Coding region: 1-2877 (958 amino acids)
Cellular component (GO): eukaryotic translation initiation factor 4F complex
Molecular function (GO): protein binding; mRNA binding; translation initiation factor activity
Source: RefSeq, a predicted model, not a curated record
AUGAACAGAGAUCUGGAUCAGGAUCAGGAUGACAGACAGAAGACAGGAUACUUGACGAUCUCAGGAGAGUGUUCAGGAUAUCUGUCAGUUCGGAUUUCCCCACCCCGCCCUUUGAUUAUAAUUUUUUUGAAGAUUCUUCGUUGUCAAGCCGCCAAAGUGGAGAGUGUGAUUGCAGAAGGGGGUGCUUCUCGUUUCAGUGCUUCUUCGGGCGGAGGAGGUGGUAGGGGUGCACCUCAGCACUAUCCCAAGACUGUCGGCAACAGCGAGUACCUGGGGAAAACCCCAGGGCUUAGCGUUCAGAGAUGGGUUCCUUCACGAAGCACUAGACGAGAUGUCAAUUCCUCCAAUGUCAACUCCUCCAAUGAAAAAGAACAUCACGAUGGAAUAUUUAGGAAAGUGAGAGGCAUACUUAAUAAGCUGACCCCUGAAAAGUUUGACAAGCUAUGCCUUGAGCUUCUCAAUGUGGGCGUAGACUCUAAACUUGUCCUCAAAGGAAUCAUCUUGCUGAUCGUAGACAAAGCCCUAGAAGAGCCCAAAUACAGCUCACUCUAUGCUCAGCUAUGUCUGCGUUUGGCAGAGGAUGCACCAAACUUUGAUGGCCCAACACCUGAAAUCCAGUCAUCGCAAAAGCAGAGCACAACUUUCAGAAGACUUCUAAUUUCCAAGCUUCAAGAUGAAUUUGAGAACCGUGCCAAAAAUGUUGACAUCUAUGACAAACAAGACAACCCUCUCACCUCUGAGGAGGAGGAGCAGCGUGCCAUUGCCAAGAUCAAGAUGCUUGGCAAUAUCAAAUUCAUCGGAGAACUCGGAAAACUUGACCUCAUCCAUGAAUCUAUCCUUCAUAAGUGCAUCAAAACACUUUUGGAGAAAAAGAAGAGGGUCCAGCUCAAGGACAUGGGAGAGGAUCUGGAGUGUCUCUGUCAGAUAAUGAGGACUGUGGGGCCCAGACUCGACCAUGAAAAAGCCAAGUCUUUAAUGGAUCAGUACUUUGGCCGUAUGCGAUCCUUAAUGAACAACAAGGAUUUGCCUGCAAGGAUUCGUUUCCUACUGCAGGACACUGUGGAGCUAAGAGAGAACAAUUGGGUUCCUCGCAAAGCUUUCAUCGACAAUGGACCAAAGACGAUUAACCAGAUUCGUCAAGAAGCAGUGAAGGAUUUGGGUGUUUUUAUUCCACCCAUGAACCAGGGUAUGAGAAUGGACUUCUUCCUAGAAGGCCCCUUCAUGCCGAACAGGAUGAAACUGGAUAGAGAAACUCUCGGGGGAUUGGCCGAUAUGUUUGGUCAGAUUCCAGGUAUUGGCAUAGGAACUGGUCCAGGUGUGAUCCAGGACAGAUUUUCCCCCACCCUAGGACGUCAUCGUACAAAUCCUCUUUUCAAUGGCCACAGUGGACAUAUGACCUCCCAACCACAGUCACAGUUUGACAUGGGUAUGAAGCCUUUCAUCAAGUCUAACCAGGGACAGAAUCAGCAUUUUCACAAUCAAAACCAGAACCAUUCGAACCAGCAGCAAGCUCAAUCUAAAGACAUGCCUCCACGCUUCAAGAAGGGGCAGCUCAAUGCAGAUGAGAUCAGCCUUAGACCUGCUCAAUCCUUCCUUUUGAAUAAAAACCAAGUGCCAAAACUGCAACCCCAGAUUCCCACCAUGAUUCCUCCCAGUGCUCAGCCUCCACGGACACAGACUCCACCACUUGGACAGCCUCCUCAACUUGGUCUGAAAUCCAACCCGCCUCUGAUCCAGGAGAAACCUCAGAAGACUACUAAGAAACCAGCACCUACUAAGGAAGAACUGCUGAAAAUGACUGAGAACAUUGUAACUGAGUAUCUGAACAGCAAGAACAUGGAGGAUGCUGUCAUUGGUGUGAGAGAGAUGAAAGCUCCCAAACAUUUUCUGCCAGAGAUGUUGAGUAAGAUCAUCCUCUGUUCUCUGGAAAGAACUGAUGAAGACAGAGAACAAGCUAGCACUCUUAUCAAUACACUGCGUACUGAGGGCUUCAUCACUGGGGAAAACUUCAUGUGUGCUCUGCUGAAUGUCUUGGAUCAGUGCCCUAAGAUUGAGGUAGACAUUCCUCUGGUAAAGUCAUACCUAGCCCAGUUUGCAGCACGAGCCGUCAUCGCUGAGCUGGUCAGUGUGGCAGAACUGGCUCAUCCACUGGAGAAUGGCAACCACUUUCCUCUUUUCCUGCUCUGCCUGCAGCAAGCUUCCAAGCUCAAGGACCGCGAAUGGCUCACAGAUCUCUUCCAGCAGAGCAAGGUCAACAUGCAGAAGAUGCUUCCUGAAAUCGACCAGAAUAAGGAUCGUAUGCUGGAGGUUCUUGAGGGGAAAGGUCUGAGUUUCCUCUUCCCCUUGCUAAAACUGGAGAAGGAACUGCUGAAACAAAUCAAGGCAGACCCCUCCCCUCAGACCAUCUACAAGUGGAUCAAAGACAAUAUUUCUCUCAAACUCCACACAGACAAGGGCUUCGUCAACAUACUUAUGACCAGUUUCCUGCAGUACUUCUUUGCUGAGCUUGGUGUGACCGAGGGUGACGAGCAACUUUCGUCACCUUCUAAAGAGCAGCUGGACCUGGAGAAGCAACUGUUACUCGCCUUCAAGCCAGUCAUGCAGAAGUUCCUCCACGAUCACACUGACCUACAGGUCAGUGCCCUGUACGCCCUGCAGGUGCACUGCAAUUCCAACGCUUUCCCAAAAGGUAUGUUGCUUCGCUACUUUGUCCACUUUUAUGACCUGGAGAUCAUCGAGGAGGAAGCUUUCAUUGCAUGGAAAGAAGACGUUUCCCAAGAAUUUCCUGGAAAAGGAAAAGCCUUAUUCCAGGUGAACCAGUGGCUGACUUGGCUUGAGACGGCUGAGGAAGAGGAGUCAGAGGAGGAAGCCGACUGAGGAGGGACUAAUCCUCAUAGUACAUAUUAAUUUCCUGCUACAUGACUCUUCUCUUUGGUUCCAACACUCUUUGCAGUAGCUCACACUCAGACAGCUUUAUUACACUGCUGCUAGGCUCAUGAAUUAAACGAAAGGCAUAGUAAGACCAAUAUCAUAAUGUCUCUGUUUGCUUGUAUCCUAACCAAUAUCUGGCUUGUUAU